AUGUCAGGUUGUUUUAAGGUGAAGCAGUGUGGUGUUCGUAUUGUGUACAACAAUCUUGAAGAUACACCAACUGAAGAAGAAAUGAUCCAGCAAAGCCCAUGUUCCGUUUAUCAGAAUUUCUUUGAUGGAGAUUUAUCAGCAUACAAAAUGAGCACAGGAACUUUCCUCCUAAGCAAUCAUGAAUGCUUCUUUGAUCAGCGUUGCUCUGGGCUCACUGAUGAUGAAGAUGAACAAGAUGAGGAUGAACUAGAGUGA
Ilex paraguariensis (yerba mate) is the source of this 255-nucleotide messenger RNA. The record is from the annotation of a GenBank genome assembly. NCBI's taxonomy places the organism in Eukaryota, Viridiplantae, Streptophyta, Magnoliopsida, Aquifoliales, Aquifoliaceae.